Molecule: messenger RNA, 588 nt
Organism: Sebastes umbrosus (honeycomb rockfish)
Lineage: Eukaryota; Metazoa; Chordata; Actinopteri; Perciformes; Sebastidae
Product: GTPase IMAP family member 4-like
Exons: 2
Coding region: 100-588 (162 amino acids)
Molecular function (GO): GTP binding
Source: RefSeq, a predicted model, not a curated record
UGUGAUCUGAAACAACAGGUUCAGAAAGGCCCAGACAUAUUUUGUGGUUCAAAGUCAGGUUAGAUUUGUGUUUCCAGGUAUUUCUCUCUCUACAACAAGAUGGAUUUGACCUCAACUGAAGACUGCAGCUCUCCUGUUGUCAGCGACCUGAGGAUCGUCCUGCUGGGGAAGACUGGAUCAGGAAAGAGUGCCACAGGGAACACCAUCCUGGGACGACAAGCUUUUACCUCAGAGAUUUCUCCGUCUUCUGUGACAGACACAUGUGAAAAAGACACCGGCCACUUUAAUGAAAGAACUGUGACUGUGGUCGACACCCCUGGGGUCUUUGACACAUUGAUAAAGGAGAGCCAGUUGAAAUGUGAACUAGAGAAAUGUAUCAUGCUGUCUGACCCAGGACCCCACAUAUUCCUGCUAGUAAUCAGACUGGAUGUACGUUUCACUGAAGAGGAGAAGAAGGCCAUCAAGUGGAUCAAGGACAACUUUGGUGAGGAAGUCUCCAAAUAUACACUGGUGCUGUUCACGAGGGGAGAUGAGCUCAAGAGACACACUGACAGUGUACAGGUGGGUAAAUUAAAAGUUUCUCUGUAG